UAUCUGCCUGCAUAUGUAGCUAGAAAUUGGUGGAGGCGGUACUUUGCUGGUAUUUGUUUUGCGUUUUAUUGCGUUUAUGCUUUGCUGGCGAUAGGGAUCGAAUCCGUCCAUUCAUCAGCAUCAAUGGUUUAUCAACCAAACUCACCUCCAAAGGCCUUUAACCUAUUCAUUUCCGGCGGUGUUUUCUCUCCAAGUUUUAUGACUCAGUAUCGUGCUAUGCUGCACCCAGCAACGGCUGUGAUGUAGCGGCCGCGGCGCCGGCCCCGCCCAUGUGCCUUGCGUCGUGCCUUGCGUCGUGCCGCGGCGGCGCUCGGCGGCGCCCAGUCGUCGGCCGCGCCUGAGAGGGAGCACGCGCGCGGGCAGCGAUGGUGGCGCGCGCCGCCGUCAUGGAGCACGACGAGCUGGUGCGUGAGAUGACGUUGGUCGAGCAGCUGACCACGCAGGAGCGGCUGAAGCUGGCGCGCAAGCGGCGCAAAGAGCAGCUGCGCCUCUUCUUGGCGCGUGAGAAGGAGUGGACCAGCAAGCGGCGCAAGAGUGAGGAGAACCGCGGCCAGCGGCGGCGCCAGCUGGACGGCCGCAUCCACUUCGUCGACGGCGUGGUGCUUCUAGAGGCGGCCGCCCGCAACGAUGUGGAAGAAGUGCGACGACUGCUGGAGUCAGGCGUGGACCCCGACUCGACCAACGAGGACGGCCUGACCGCCCUGCACCAGUGCUGCAUCGACGACUCGGAGGCCAUGAUGGCGGUGCUGCUGGACCACGGCGCCAACGUGAACGCCGAGGACAGCGAGCGGUGGACGCCGCUGCACGCGGCAGCCACCUGCGGCCACCUGCACCUGGUGCGACACCUGGUGGAGAGAGGCGCCAACCAUGCUGGCGCUCGUCAGAAUGGUAACGAGGCUCGGCUGGCCGCCAGCAGCGGCUCGUCAGGGCUGCGGCAGCGGCCGCCGGACCGGCUGGAGGAGCGCGUCCAGCAGCACGCCACGCCGCUGCACGUGGCAGCGGCUAACGGCUACCUGUCGGUGGUGGAGUUCCUGCUGGAGAGCCAGGUGUCGGUGGGGCCGCGCGACAGGGACGACUGGCAGCCGAUUCAUGCCGCCGCCUGCUGGGGGCACCCGCGCGUGGUCGAGCUGCUGUACGAGCACGGAGCCGACCUCACCGCCAAGACCAAGAACGGCGAGACGGCUUUCGACGUAUGCGAGGACCCCGAGAUUCGGGAGCGGCUGGAGCAGCUGAGGACCGAGCAGGAGCUGCGUCGCUCCACGGACGCGCAGCUGGCGCGCGUGCGCCGCACCCAGUCGACCAAGCACUCGAUCCGGCGCACCUCCAUGCGCCAGAAGACGCUGACGCCGAAGAAGGACGUCAAGGAGGAGGCCCGCAUCCGGCUGGGCGUGGAGGGCUCCCUGCAGUCGGCGCUGGGCGACUCGAACCGCUCCCUGGAUUCGGGUCUGCUCGACCUACAGGACAUCACCAUCCAGAUUCCGGACCGACUGGGCGGCAACAGGACGGCGGAGAACGGCGGCGUCACCGUGUCGGACGGCAAGACCAACGGCCACCAGGUCAACAACAACGACCAGCCGCCCAGCGACGGCAAGAAGCGCUCGCUAGACAGCGGCUCGUCGCUCGACUCCAGUAAGAUCGACAUCCACGUGCACGUGACGGUGAACACGGGCGGCCCCGAGCGGCCGCCGCCGUACUCUGCCGAGCCGCCGCCGCCGCCGCCC
Pollicipes pollicipes is the source of this 1721-nucleotide messenger RNA. Its product is annotated as protein phosphatase 1 regulatory subunit 16A. Lineage: Eukaryota; Metazoa; Arthropoda; Thecostraca; Pollicipedomorpha; Pollicipedidae. Gene Ontology annotation, cellular component: cytoplasm. The record is from RefSeq and is a predicted model, not a curated record. Gene Ontology annotation, molecular function: myosin phosphatase regulator activity; protein binding; enzyme inhibitor activity.